Messenger RNA from Hydatigera taeniaeformis, 1221 nucleotides. The record is from the annotation of a GenBank genome assembly. Lineage: Eukaryota; Metazoa; Platyhelminthes; Cestoda; Cyclophyllidea; Taeniidae.
AUGUUUAUAGUGAAUAGAUGCGGAAGAGUGGGCGCCUUCUACGCUCUGGCAGUGCUGACUAUAGUUGUGCCAGAAGCUCUUGAGGAUAGGAAGCCAACAUACCCAUACCUGAGAGUCUCCGAUUGGGUUUAUCCUCUAGACCGUUCCUGCUCUUUCAUCUAUUGCUGGGCGAAGAACAGGAUGAUCAUUCAAGAACCAUAUUCGCACAUCUGGCAUCCUCGUUACAUUGUUGUUCGACUACCUAACCUUAUCACUGACCAGGAAGCAUCAGUAGUGUGGAAUUAUCUUGAUAAUUUAGCUCAGGUUAAGGGAAAGUUUAAUUGUGCGCCCCAACCCAUUACAAGUAGUCUCCACAAUGAGGGACUGAAGCCGAUUGAUGAGUGUAAACUGGACAACGCUCCCCCAAACACAGACAGUGGUGACUUAAAGGUGGUAAAGCCUCGUAAUACUUCUAAAACUGGUUGUGAAGACCAGCCAUGCUCCUUGUCAGCUGUUCCGUUGUCAGUUGCUCUCCGUCCCACCAAAGAUUCGCGAGCAUCUCAGAAGAAAGUGGAAACGAAAAUGCCCGAAAGCGGUAGAAGAAAGGGCCAUAAAAUUGUCUCCUCUUCUCAAACAAAAUUUGAACCUAAAACAUCUGAUCCGGAAGGAAACCCAAACAAAAACGCUUCACAUUUCUCUCGUUGUCUUAAAGAACUUAUGGAAGGGUGCGUAGCUGGUUCGUCAACGAAGGAAUUUAUUGAAAUCAUCAUCAAUCCCAGAAGCAUCAAGAUUAGUUGUUAUAUGGCAGUCGCUGUUCGAAUCACAUUCAAUGAGUUGAGCAUUAAGAAGUCACAAAGAGAGAUGACGGGGAUGCCUUCCCCUUUUGAUUUUGGUGAGGCAAGUUUAGCUGCGUCAGCAUCGUUAAUACGAAACCAUCGAUUGAGGAAUCUCAUAAGUGCAGCGGAGUACUUUGACGAGAAGUUAAACAACAAGCAGUUCAUAUUUGUGCAACUUGAGCCAUCUCCUAAGAAACUCACACUUAUGCGACCAUGUAAAAUGCCACAUCCAUUGACAGCCUGUCCGGUCACUGCUAAACUAAUGUGCUGUCAUCCGCCACUGGACGUGCUACUAGUAGCAACAGUGAGUAAGAGACGAUACCUCAAAGAAAUGACCUGUCUCGAUGAGUUUCGAAGGUACAACCCCCAUCAGGACCCUGCUAAAGCCGACUUUAACUCCUGCUAG